AUGUCGUCCAUGCGCGCCCUCAUAUCUCUCCAGCUCCGAACCCUUCUCCGGCCGCAAGUCCUUCGUGCUUCGCCGAGAUUCAUGCGAAUCCAGACCGCCGCGUUAUCAUCGGCCAUCUCAGAUGCUAUCAUCCAGGACCACCGCGAGCUGGAAAAGUACUACAAUGAGGUCAUAAACUCUACCGACCAUGACCAUCAGCAACGUUUUAGGAACCAGUUCGUCUGGGAACUCAUGCGUCACUCCAUCGGCGAGGAGCUGAUCAAGGAACUUCUCAAAGAAUUCCAGAACAUGAAAUCCACGGAUCCAGACUACGUGCCGAAGCUCAAGGAACUCUGGGCCCCGCUCUGGCAGCACAUCCAGGAGGAGGAGAGGCUUGAUUUGCCGGCUCUUGAACAGUCGCUCAAGGCCCAGGGUGAGGAGAUGGAGUUUUUGGCGAGAAGGUUCGACCACACAAAGAAAUUUGUGCCGACACGCAGCCAUCCCAGGGCAGGCGAGAAGCCACCGUUCGAGACUGUCAUGGGUCUCAUGGCCGCGCCUAUGGACAAGUUGGCUGAUAUGCUGCGCAAGUUUCCAGACCAGAGCAAGCUAUGA
Fusarium redolens is the source of this 591-nucleotide messenger RNA. RefSeq lists its product as uncharacterized. The record is from RefSeq and is a predicted model, not a curated record. The transcript is spliced from 2 exons. The coding region runs from base 1 to 591 and encodes 196 amino acids. Lineage: Eukaryota; Fungi; Ascomycota; Sordariomycetes; Hypocreales; Nectriaceae.